AUGUUUUGGAGGGACCUGAUCAAGAGAUUAAUUUUCAUUUCACUUACUGGACUUGGGGUUUUAGGGAACAUCAUCUUAUUUGUGAGACAUGUGAAUACUCUCAUUAAGAGUCCUGAGAAAAAAAAAGUAGAUGUUAUUCUCAUCCACUUGGCUUUUGUAAACACAAUCAUUAUUCAUUGCGUAGGGGUCAGAUACAUAGCCACUAUUUUUUAUUUCAGAAACUUUCUAGGUGUCGUUGGUUGUAAAACUAUAAUUUACCUAGAAAGGGUUGCCCGUGGUCUCUCCAUCUGCACUACCUGUCUCCUCAGCGUGGUCCAGGCUGUCACCAUCAGUCCCAGGACCACCCUUUGCAGAAAGCUCAAACCACAGACUGCAUGGCAAGUUUUCCCCUUCCUCCUUCUCUUUUGGAUCUUCAAUUUCUUGAUAAGCUCCAACUUGCCUCACUAUCUCACGGCAGCCAGGAGCACGAACAGGUCUGGAGCUGGGAUGCAUACUGAGUAUUGCCGUAUGCUGCCAUCCAGGAACACAGUUAAGUGGCUCUUCAUCACUCUCAUUACUCUUCGUGAUGUCGUUUUUCAGAGUCUGAUGGGCUGGAGCAGUGGGUCCAUGGCUCUCCGUCUGUACAAACAUCACAUACGUGUCCUGUACCUUCACAGCUCCAGGUCGGCAAAUAAUUCCAGGCUAGAAAUCAGAGCUGCCCAGAGGGUUCUCAUUCUCAUGACCUGUUUCUUUUUCUUUUAUUGGGCAGAUUUCAUUUUCUCCUUCUACACAGGCUUCACGAUGACACAUGAUUCCACAAUACUCGACAUAAAUGCAUUUUUAGUGCUUAGUUAUCCUGGCCUCAGUCCCUUUGUCCUGAUUGUCAAGGAUGUCCAUGUUUUUAAGCCCUGCUGUGAGCUCUGA
This is a messenger RNA of Myodes glareolus (Bank vole), 903 nucleotides long. The record is from RefSeq and is a predicted model, not a curated record. NCBI's taxonomy places the organism in Eukaryota, Metazoa, Chordata, Mammalia, Rodentia, Cricetidae.